Molecule: messenger RNA, 961 nt
Organism: Catharus ustulatus (Swainson's thrush)
Lineage: Eukaryota; Metazoa; Chordata; Aves; Passeriformes; Turdidae
Gene: SHISAL2A
Product: shisa like 2A
Exons: 4
Coding region: 54-407 (117 amino acids)
Source: RefSeq, a predicted model, not a curated record
CCGGGUGCUGCCGAGCCGAGGCGCCGGGCGGGCAGCGGGCGGGCGGCCGCGCCAUGAGCACCGAGUGCAGCAGUUACCUCAACGCCGACAAGGUGCUGGUGAGCGGGUUCAGCUGCCCGCGGGCGGGCGGCGACGCCCGAGCCGUGUUCUGCUGCGGCUUCCAGGACGUCAAGUACUGCUGCGAUGACCCCCACAGCUUCUUCCCCUACGAGCACAGCUACAUGUGGUGGCUCAGUGUUGGAGCACUCGUGGGCCUGUCAAUAGCAGCAGUGGUCCUCUUUGCUUUCAUCAUCACUGUGUGUGUUCUCUGUUAUUUGUUUAUCAGCACCAAACCACGCAGCAAACUGGAUACUGGCUUGAGCUUACAGACAGCAGACAGUGAGGCCAGAGGGAGUUCGAUAUGUUAGAGACAGAGGCACUGAAUGGAUUCUACCAACAUUAUGAAGAACAGAGAUACAGAGCUGCUUCCCUCACAAAGCCCCCAGCAAAACAAGCUGUUGACAGAGCCAAGUGACUUCAAGAGAUUUCCUAAGCCACAAGGAUGGACUGUGACUGUAAGCCACGAGAGCCUGACUCACUCUUCCAGAGUUGUUUCCUGGCUCUUACAACCACUGUCGAUAACCAGAGGCCAAUCUGAAGCUGUGCCAGGAUGUGUUUGUGUAUGGUUGCUAUAUUGAGAAAUUGUGUGUUUUGAUUUGCACAUAUUGGCUACUGCUGUCAGUCAUUUUCAUGCAAGUUCUUGUCUCUACCCUGUGCAAUUCCAGUGAGAUAACACAGUUGUCAAGCAGAGCAGAAUUUGGCACACCAUGUUGACCAAGCUGUAUUUUAAGCUUUCCCUGUGUGCCAUCUCAGUGUGGUGUCUUCAUGUCAUGAACAUGGUUGUCUUUGGCCAAAUGUGACUGUUCAGUGCACAAACCAAUGUGAAUGUAGUACCUCAAUAAAAUCUGGCAUUUGUGUUGUA